CAAUGACUUUACAGUCUUCAAGGAAAUUGCCAUGAAGAUACCAUUAACUGAAGCGCGUAUGGUGCAGAAAGAAGCAUAGACUUGUCUUUUUAAGGAUGGUUGAUGAUGUCCGACUCUCUACAUUCAGUAAGUAGACUGAUCAGGCAUUGCAUACACACGUCCACUGACUAAUUUCUUCUAUGGCCUCUUCUUCAUCCUCUUCUUCAGUCACCUCUCCAUGGCGCUACGAUGUAUUUUUGAGCUUUAGAGGAGAUGAUACCCGUGAUACUUUUACCGCUCAUCUAUACCGUGCCUUGACUCAAAAGGGAAUCCUUACCUUCAUAGAUAAGGAUGAGCUUAGACGAGGCGAUGAGAUUUCACCCGCACUUCUCCAAGCUAUAGAAGGUUCAAGAAUUUCCAUCAUUGUGUUAUCAACAAAUUAUGCAUCAUCAACGUGGUGUUUGGAUGAGUUAUUGAAGAUUCUUGAGUGUAAAAAAUCAAAACAACAAAGAGUUCUAUCUGUGUUUUACCACAUAGAUCCAUCAGAUGUUCGACAUCAAAGAGGAAGUUUUGGUGAAGCAUUGGCUAAACAUGCUGAGAAAUUGAAUGUAGACAUGAAGUUGCAGCUGUGGAAGGAAGCCCUUCAAGAAGUUGCCAGUAUGUCUGGAUACCAUCUCAUAAAUGGGAAUGAAUCAGAAUUCAUUGAACAAAUCGUUCAAGAAGUCUCAAGAAUAGCAAAUGAUCAUUUUGUUUUACCCGUUGCCAAGCAUCCUGUUGGAUUAGAACCUCAUCUAAAAGAUGUUGAUUUGCUUUUAAGUGUUGAAACGAACGACAUACGAAUGAUAGGAAUUUUUGGACUUGGCGGAAUUGGUAAGACAACUCUAGCCAAAGCAAUUUAUAAUUCGAUUUCUUCUCGAUUUGAAGCUCGUUGUUUUCUUGCAAUUGUUAGCGACACUUCAAAUCAAGUGGAUCUUUUGGUCCGACUGCAAAAGACACUUCUCUCUAAGAUUUUAGGAAAAUGUAAAAGUUUGAAGAUUGACAAUACUGAUACGGGAAUCAUUAAUAUACAGCGUGGGCUUUCCUCUAAAAGAGUUCUUCUAAUUCUUGAUGGUGUAGACCACUUGAGCCAAUUAGAAACAUUAGCAGGAGCUCGUGAUUGGUUUGGUAAAGGAAGUAGAAUCAUCAUCACAACAAGAAAUCAACACUUGUUGAAAACUCAUGGAGUUGAUUCAACAUAUGAGAUGAAGGGAUUGAAUCAAAAUGAUGCUUUUCAACUAUGUUGUUGGCAUGCUUUCAAAAGAGAGAUACCGGAUGAUGGUUUUAGAGAGUUUGUAGAAUGGAUCGUAAAUUAUGCUGGGAGCCUUCCACUAGUUUUAACAGUGCUCGGCUCAGAUUUAUAUGGUAGAACUAAAAAAGAGUGGGAAAGUGCAUUGGUUCAGUACAGGAAAGUCCCUCACCAAGAUAUUCGAAAAAUACUUCAACCGAGUUAUAAUAGAUUAAGUGAAGAUGAAAAGAAUGUUUUUCUUGACAUUGCAUGUUUUUUCAAUGGACAACGGCUUUCUGAUGUCAUUAAGAUGCUAGAAAGUUGUGGCUAUUACCCACACUUUUCGAUCCCAAGACUAAGGGAGCAGUGUCUUAUUUCGGAAGUUCACGGAAUAUUGCAAAUGUGUAACUUGUUACAAGAUAUGGGUAGAGAAGUUGUUCGACAAGAAUCCAAGAGCACGUAGCAGAUUAUUCUUAUAUAAAGAUUUUCGUGAAGUACCCCCAAGGCUUUCGAGAAUAUGAAAAGACUCAGAUUAUUUAGAUGCCGCAAUGCACUUUUUUCUGAAGAACUUAAUUUUCUACCUAAUUCAAUAAGAGUGCUUGAUUGGCCUAAUUGUCCUUUACAAUCCAUGCCAUCUAAGUUUCGUGGAGACAAACUCUCUAUUCUACUCAUGCCUGGAAGUUCGAAAUUUAAGGUACAACUAUUAUUAUUUUCAAUAUUUCUUUAAACUUAGUUUCAUGUUCUUUUCUUUUUAACAGAGUCUCACGGCUAUGAAUUUCGAUGAUUGUCAAUCCAUAACGAAAUUUCUAGACAUUUCAAGGUGUCCAAAUUUGAAGAAAAUAAAUCUCGGUGAUUGUAAAAAUCUGGUUGAAGUUCAUGAUUCUGUUGGAUUCCUUAAUAAGCUUGAUACAUUAAAUCUUUCUGGAUGUAACAAACUAAAGAGACUUCCAAGUAGACUGCAGUUGAGAUCUCUGCAACUCCUUAAUCUUGAUAAUUGCUCGAGCCUUCAAAACUUUCCAGAAAUAGAAUGUGAAAUGGAACAUUUACAAGAAGUCUCCUUAUCAGGCACCGCAAUAGAAGAAUUGUCAUCCAUUAGGUACCUCACCGGGCUUUUAAGUUUAUGCCUAAAUUACUGUGUAAACCUGAAGGGUCUACCAAGUAGCAUUCAUCAGUUGAGAUCUCUAGAUUAUAUUGGACUCGAUCAUUGUCCAAAUAUUAUAAGUUUUGGGAUGGAGGAGGAGGAGGAGGUGCAUAAUGGACAACCCACGCCCUUUGUAGUGUCUACAAGCUGGGAAAAUGAAGCUUGCACGUCACUGGAAAGAUUACCAGAAAUAUCAAAAAAAUUUCAUUUCCCACGGCUAGAAUUUAUUAACUUGACCAGAUGCUUUAAAGUGAAUGUGGGGAAUUGUAUGCCAAACCCUGCAUGGAAUGGAGUAAGUCCCGAUAUAUACUUCACUUUUCCUUGUAUAUGCAUUUGGCGUUUUGUGGCUAAUCGAUUUUUGUAUAUGAAUAUAGUUGAUAUAUAUUUUAUGAUGUGUUCAUCCAA
Molecule: messenger RNA, 2789 nt
Organism: Carya illinoinensis
Lineage: Eukaryota; Viridiplantae; Streptophyta; Magnoliopsida; Fagales; Juglandaceae
Product: disease resistance protein RPV1-like
Exons: 2
Coding region: 180-1706 (508 amino acids)
Biological process (GO): signal transduction; defense response
Molecular function (GO): ADP binding
Source: RefSeq, a predicted model, not a curated record